GCCACACAAGCCUGUAUUUCACAUGGGGCAAGCGGGAGUUAUCAUCCACUUGCGUAAAUGCUGCUGCUGAGUGCUGGUUGACAGUCUCAGGCGACAAGAGGGAAACAAGGCAGAGUUUCUUUUCUUCCCCCGUCCUCUUUACUGAAGGCUAUCAUUGAUGGAUGCCACCAUGGAGCAGAACGCGUUUGAGCGCUCGUAAGGACGCUGCUACUGGUACUUUUCAGAAGAAAGCCUCAACAGCGGGGGGAUGAAGAAUUGAAGUCUUAAAGAGCUUGUGCCAAUAUGUCUAAGCCAAUGGAUCACGUUAAACGUCCGAUGAAUGCUUUCAUGGUCUGGUCCAGAGCCCAGCGCAGAAAAAUGGCUCAGGAGAAUCCGAAAAUGCACAACUCCGAGAUCAGCAAGAGGCUGGGAGCGGAAUGGAAACUUCUCACAGAGUCUGAGAAAAGGCCAUUCAUCGACGAAGCCAAACGACUCCGAGCGAUGCACAUGAAGGAACACCCAGACUAUAAAUACAGACCGAGGCGGAAGCCCAAGACUCUGAUGAAGAAAGAUAAGUUUUCUUUCCCGGUGCCCUACAAUCUCGGGGAGCACGACGCACUCAAAGUUAACGGGCUUUCCGCUGGAGCACUUUCCGAGUCUGUCAUUGGGAACCCUGAUAAGGCGGCGGCGGCUGCAGCUGCCGCGGCGGCGAGGGUUUUCUUCAACCCGUCCAUGUCCACGAACCCCUAUUCAUUUUUCGACCUGGGAUCCAAGAUGACUGAGCUUUCUCCGCCUUCGUUUCCGUACGCGUCUCCUUUGGGCUACCCGCCGGGAGGCGCUGCGGCUUUCACCGGGACUGGCAGUGUAGGUGGCGGGACGCACACCCACACUCACUCUCAUCCGUCCCCGGGAAACCCAGGCUACAUGAUCCCGUGUAACUGUACGGCCUGGCCCUCAGCAGGACUCCAGCCGCCCUUAGCAUACAUCCUGCUCCCUGGGAUGGGAAAACCUCAACUUGAACCGUACCCUGCAUAUGCUGCGGCGUUAUGAUAGGCCCACUUUGGACUCCUAAGAAAAUGAAAUGUGAAAUCAAAACACAACAAGACAGAAAAAAGAAGAAAAAAAGCUAUCCAUGCAAGAGUUUUAUUAUGCAUGCACAAACUUGUACAUGUGAUGAAGUGCUCGUCGUCUCAGAUAUCACAUGUGUAUGUAUAUUGAUUAAUGCCUUUAUCUAAGGUAAUGCUUAUUUAGAGAACUCUCUAAUCUAUUAGCCAUCACCUCACGCAGCGCAGAGGAGGAAGGACUGAAAGGAUGGCACACAUGCACAAGAAUGGGCAUCAGUGCAGUUUGCCCUUUGUGAAAACUCAUUUUGAAAAGGUACCCUGGUCGAUUUCUAUCUUUUGCACCUGCUUGACUUAAACCUGUUGGAAUCAAAGGGCAGCAGUGACCAUGCUAAUCAGGAUCACAGCAUUUUCUCCCAGAGAAGGUGUUGCACGGGUCAUAAUACACGGAUCAAGGAGGAUUGUCACAACACUGUAAAUGUGUACAGAUAAAAUGACUUUAGUUAAUUUGCCGUCAUAGGCUUAGUGUUUGAGAUAGGGCCAGGAACCUACGUAUUUCACUAGAAACCCCUGCUGUAUAUUUUGAGUUUUUAAACCGUUUUAUAGAUGUCUGUAAUAUUUAUUGUUUAGUGGAAUCUAUGAUGACCCAGACAAUUUUAAAAAGGACAAGACUAGUUCUGUGAUAUUUGCACAUGAAACGUAGAGGAUGUAAUUUAUUUUCAAGGUGACACUCAAUUUCAAUGCAUUGCAUUUCUCGGGUUGGAUUCACCAAACCGUUUUUCCCCCUUACUUCAGUAAAAAAAAAAAAAAAAGAAAAGAAAAAAAGUUCAAAUUUAAAUGCAGAUGAAAGUUUAUUCGGUGGGUUUCUGAUUUUCUUGAUCCCUACCACUCCUCGUAUCAUGUGCAGCAGAAAAAAAGACGUUUUUAACUAACUCUUAUGGAAUUUGUAUGUUUUGUGUUUUCUUUAACCUCCGUUAUGUACUUCAAACUAUUGCUACUGUUCACUUGUUGAGCAAAGGACUACAAUAAAAGCGUAUUCGGAUUAAACGGAA
Molecule: messenger RNA, 2092 nt
Organism: Acanthochromis polyacanthus (spiny chromis)
Lineage: Eukaryota; Metazoa; Chordata; Actinopteri; Pomacentridae
Gene: sox21b
Product: SRY-box transcription factor 21b
Exons: 2
Coding region: 283-1029 (248 amino acids)
Biological process (GO): cell differentiation; anatomical structure morphogenesis; regulation of DNA-templated transcription
Molecular function (GO): DNA-binding transcription factor activity, RNA polymerase II-specific; RNA polymerase II cis-regulatory region sequence-specific DNA binding
Source: RefSeq, a predicted model, not a curated record